This is a messenger RNA of Euleptes europaea (tarantolino), 3105 nucleotides long. RefSeq names its product centriolar coiled-coil protein 110 (gene CCP110). The transcript is spliced from 14 exons. Gene Ontology annotation, biological process: centrosome duplication; regulation of cytokinesis; centriole replication. Lineage: Eukaryota; Metazoa; Chordata; Lepidosauria; Squamata; Sphaerodactylidae. The coding region runs from base 1 to 3000 and encodes 999 amino acids. Gene Ontology annotation, cellular component: centriole. The record is from RefSeq and is a predicted model, not a curated record.
AUGGAGGACUACGAGACGUUCUGUUCCAAACGCCUGGCGAGGCUCCAGGGAGAGCCGCUGCAGGGAGAGAUGCCUCCGGUUCCUCAGCACAGCAGCGUUUCCCUGAUCCAGUUCCAUGGCGUUCCUGUGCUUCCUCCUUUGCUUAGUCUUGAAAGAAAAAAGGAGAUCCAGCAAGACAGACAGAAAGCUCUGGACUUUGAGCUCUGGAGGCAGAAUUCCAGGAAAAGAAUUUUGUUGAAUCGUGUUCAGGAGAUUCUGGAAAAUGUGCAGAUGAAGAAAUUGUCCAGUCCGAGUGAUUUAGAUCCUUCAGGGACGGAGAAACCUUGUUCAACUUUAGAACCUCACAUGAUUAAUGGCUUUGUAACUGAAUCAAGCAGUGUUCUUUGUGGUUCUACAGAGCCCCAAAAGACACCGGAAGUUAAGCCAGCAGAUACCCCGGUUGUAUCUGGUGGAAACUUACUCGGAGAAACUGAACGGCUUGUACGUGAUAAACAAAAGGACGUUUGCCCUAGCCUGUCGGAAAAGACAGUUUGCCCAGAAAGCUCAUUUGCCAUUCCAGGAAACUCACUUUCUUCCAGUGAGAUUGCAAAGCAAGAGAGUGUUGAGAUGGGACCGGCUGCCGUGGAAGCCCCGGAUCCUUAUGUAAUGAGUCUUCAGAACCUCUUGAAAAAAUCCAGGGAGUACAUACAGAGAGAACAAAGCAGACGGAGCAUGCGGAGCAAUUCAAAGAGAAGUGUCAGCGAAAGCCUUUCUGAUAAGGAAAAUGAUACAGUUAAAGACUCCAUGAAAGAGAGAGGAAAGUUAAUGGAAAGGAGCUGCAUGGCAGGGACCCUUGACAAGCCAAGCCUUACUUCUUUGCAAGGUACCUCUGUCCCCAAAAAUAGCAAAAGGGUGGUAGCAUCACCCAGUUUCUCUAAAGUGGAUAUACCCAUGAGAUCUGGAACCCCGCCUGUGCUGGAUUCUGAUUCGGAUGAAGACUUUAAAAAUACCUCUCUGUUUGAUCAUGACAGCAGCAUCCUCCGAAGCCUGACAGGUUCUUACUCAAAAUUGCCAAGUCCCGAGCCAAGCAUGAGCCCCAAAAUGCACCGAAGGCGCCCCAGGCCUUCUUCAAUGGGGCACAUCGUCAUUAACAACCCUAUCAAUGCCUAUGAAUUAAGCCCCAAUGAGAAAGGAAGAGCUGUGAGUUUGAUCGGAGACGCUGCCGGCAAUAAAAUGUUUGUCUCUGACCCUGUGCCAAAACUGACUUCAGACUUUGCUCUGGUCUGCUCCGGCAAAACGGACGCUUUCGACAAGAGCGCUUCGGACAUCUCGGAUGAGUCGGUGGGCAUCAAGCAGAAUGAAGCCUGUCAGCCUCCUGUCAGCGAGCGAGAAAGCGCAGGGUUGUUUCCCACCAGUGCGGUCACCGGAGGAGGAGAAAGAAUGAUUCUGGAUGGUAGAGGGGCAUCUGCAGCUUGCUUUUCGGCCCCAAGCCUACAAGAGUCCCCUGCAGCUAGCGACCCCGUCGCCAUGCAGAACGCAGCCAGCGUGGGCGGAGCCAAGCAGGCUGUUUUGCUCGACAAGGCCAAAUGUGGCGCAGCCACAGAACUUAAUAAAUCCUAUGAUGUGGAAAGCCCCUCCCCUUUGCUGAGGCAAGCACAGCACCCGCCCCAGAUGGACACCCCGAACGCAGGAAGCGAGCAGGCCUCAGAAAACGGCUUUGAGAAGGUGAAGCGGAGGCUCGAGCUGGACUCCGACGGUGGGCAGAAGGAAAACGUGCCUUGCACCAUGAGGGGAGGCGCCGGCGAGCCCGAGAAACGGUGGCUGCACGACCAGAGGCGCCCCGGGGGGCCUGCUUUCACCGCCAAGAACGAGGCGUGUGGCAGAGAUUCCAGGGAAGAGGAGGCUCUGAAAAUAAAAAUGCUGGCUUUGGAGGAAAUGAGGAAACGGCUGGAGGAGCAGCACGCUCAGCAGCUGUCCUUGCUGAUUGCAGAGCAAGAGCGAGAACAGGAAAGGCUGCAGAAGGAGAUAGAAGACCAGGAGAGAAGGAUGAAAGGAGAGAAGGCUGCCUUAGCCGGAACGGAGAUCCCUCAGAUUGCUGUCAGCGGUGGGGUGGAUUUGCAGUGGCGGAAGAUCAGCGAUACCUGCAUGCUGGAAUCGGUGCUGACUCAAGUGGAAACGCUCCAUAAUGCAAACUCUGAGAGCAUGGGCUUUAUCAAUACCAAGCCUGGCUCGACGGCUGACUCUCCGUUCUACCUCUGGGAACCGCCAAGAAGUGCGAAGUCGAUUUCAGCAUCCAGAUCGAUUACCAGAAGCAAAAUGAGGUGGUCUCAGGUGUAUAGUCCCGAGAUGAAGAGGAAGUUAAACAAGAUCUCUGCUCUGGUCAAGGGCUUUCUGACGCGUAGACUCUUACAGACGGAGAAACUGAAGCACCUCCGGCAAACAGUCAAAGAUACAAGGGAGUUCAUUAGAAACUUUCAGUCAGAAGCACCCUUAAAGAGAGGAACUGUUUCUGCUCAAGACGCUUCUUUGCAAGAACGAGUGGCGGCUCAGCUCAGAGCAGCCUUGUACGAUAUCCAUGAUAUAUUCUUCAAAGUGGAGGUGUCUGAGAGGAUGAAUAUCCUGCGUCAUGAUCGGGAAGUACGCAAAGAGAAAAUGCUGCGGCAGCUGGAUAAAGCCAAAACACCUAAAGAUAGAGCGUCGCUUUCUACCGCCACACAGAAGUCUCUGGAUAGGAAGAAAUAUAUGAAGUACGUGGGGAAACGGGCUACAGAAAUGGGCAUGCCAAAUAAAAAAACAAUAGUGAAACAAAAGACUCCGGAAAACAGAGUUCUUCAGCCAAAUCAGGGACAAAACGCUCCCAUUCAAAGACUUCUUUACAGACAAGGAACCCCUAAGACCUCAGUGAAGGGGGCUGAGCAAAAUAGAAAGAAGCCCUCAGAGAGCAGAGUGUCUAACAAGGCCCACUCAGGAGUAUAUGCAGGAAGAAUCCAAAGAAAGAAGCCAAGUGUUGUGACAACUUAAGGCGGCAGCAUUCCCUGGGCUAAAGGAGGCGGCUUAGAUAUAUCUGUACAUGUUCUGCAUUGGUUGAGAUCUUCUGGCUGCUACACAUGUGGAUGAGUUUAAAUG